This is a messenger RNA of Physcomitrium patens, 1806 nucleotides long. RefSeq names its product GDSL esterase/lipase At4g16230. NCBI's taxonomy places the organism in Eukaryota, Viridiplantae, Streptophyta, Bryopsida, Funariales, Funariaceae. Gene Ontology annotation, molecular function: lipase activity. Gene Ontology annotation, biological process: lipid metabolic process. The record is from RefSeq and is a predicted model, not a curated record.
CCAGGUGGAGACAAUUAAGAAGCCGUUGUAAGGAAGUCAUCAUCCUGACUAGUAACGUAUUAAAUGGUCAUCUGGUCUGCCUGAAGAACCCAGCUGCAGGUGAGAGCCCAAUCGGAUCUGGUCUUCACACUCCGAACUCUGUCCAAAUUAAGGAUGCUCAACCUCCAGGGUCUGCGGCUCCAGCUGGCAGGAGGAAGGUGCUCAGCUGCACCAUUUCUCAAGUCAUGGCCAACUUCCCCAACUGCAUAUUAGGGUUUAAGUUUGUGGUAACUAUAAGAUGUGCAGAUUCCGGAUUUCGAGACGGAAGAUUUUCUAGCUGUGUUGGAAGUUUCAGCAGCCAGCGUGAGGAUAAGGUGCUGUGCUACGAGAUGGAGACUCGAGGGUUCAGGCUAACGUGCCUUAUACCUCGUUUCUGCAUCCUGUUGCUACUCCCUUGGGUAGCGACAGCGCAGAGAAAGUUGCCUGCUAUUUUCGUCUUCGGUGACUCAUUGUCUGAUGCUGGUAACAACAACUACAUUAGAACGCUCUCCAAGGCCAAUUCUCCGCCAAAUGGUAUGGACUUCCCGGGGGGUUAUGCCACUGGACGAUUCACCAAUGGACGCACAACUGUGGAUAUCAUAGGCCAGCUCGCUGGAUUGACUCAGUUUCUCCCCCCAUACUUGGCCCCCAAUGCCACCGGGAAGCUGAUCCUAAAUGGAUUGAAUUAUGCAUCUGGAGCUGGCGGUAUUCUAGACUCUACUGGCUACAUCCUGUACGGGCGGAUCUCAUUCAACAAGCAGUUGGAUUACUUUGCGAACACGAAGGCUCAGAUUAUCAAUCAGCUGGGAGAGGUAUCCGGAAUGGAGCUCAUUUCGAACGCUUUGUACUCUACCAACUUAGGCUCCAACGAUUUCUUAAACAAUUACUACCAACCUCUCUCUCCGAUUGCCAACCUCACCGCAUCACAAGUCUCGUCACUGUUGAUUAAAGAAUACCAUGGGCAACUAAUGAGGUUGUACAACAUGGGUGCACGCAAGGUUGUUGUGGCGUCUCUAGGCCCACUUGGGUGUAUUCCCUUCCAGCUCACCUUCCGGUUAAGCAGGCAUGGGGAAUGCAGCGAUAAAGUGAAUGCUGAAGUGAGAGACUUCAACGCUGGUCUUUUUGCCAUGGUCGAACAACUGAAUGCUGAGCUACCUGGAGCGAAGUUCAUCUAUGCUGAUGCGUACAAAGGUGUCUUAGAAAUGAUCCAAAAUCCAAGUGCAUACGGUUUUAAAGUAGUGGAUGAGGGAUGUUGCGGCGCUGGUGGAACUUACAAGGGAGUGAUCCCUUGUUCCAGUCUGUUCAAGCUGUGCCCCAACCGCUUCGACCAUCUUUUCUGGGAUCCAUACCACCCCACCGAUAAGGCGAAUGUGGCAUUGUCUGCCAAGUUCUGGUCAGGAACUGGUUAUACCUGGCCUGUCAAUGUCCAGCAGCUUCUCAUGUCGUGAACUCCUCCAUCGAUGCCUGCUCGGAAAUCAGAUUACUGCAACAAUAGAAUAUUUCAUUGACGUACACAUGUUGUGCCAGAAGGAAAGAUUGAUCAGAACUCUCAGCAAUUUAUGGUAGACAUAGAUGAGUUCGCCGAAAAAUCAGUUUUUCUGGUAGUAGAACUUCUUAGGGUUAAAAGAGGUUAUACCUCUUUAUUGAGAUGAUCUGAAGAGAAUAUGUAAACACCACGAAGAUAGUGGAAUAGGACAAUGACAAUGGACUAUAUUCGUUAGCACACGCUAUGUUUCCAGCGUAUGUAUACGUUAGAUAAUAAUAUAUCGCCGUUAAAUUUGACAUUCU